AUGAAAUUCUUCAAGAAAACUAAAGAUGAGGAGCCCACUGCUCCAGGGCAGAUGUCCUACAUCCCUCUAGUGGCAAUCAAAAAGAGAUCCAGAGUCCCUGGGGUCAUGAUUACACAGUUUGUGGAGGAGCUUCCUGUGGGCAUGACCACCCCUGAUUUCACCCGCAAACCCAUCGCUUUGACUAUUCAGGAAGGGAAAUGUGCUGUUUUCAAAGCAAUUGUGUCUGGUAAUCCGACACCAAGUGUGCAUUGGACAAGAAGUAAAGGAGAAGUAAAUGAACCAGAGAGAUACAAAAUUGUAUCUGAUCCAGCCACGCCUAAUGAGCACUAUAUAGAGAUGCCGGAAGUAUCUCCAGAACAAGCUGAUACCUACAAAUGCUUUGCUACCAAUGAGUAUGGAAAAGCUGUGGUCACCGCUAACCUCAAUGUAAUUGAAAUGGGAUAUAAGAAGAGCAAGGCUAUGAAAGAUGCACGAGCAGAAUCAAACAAAGAUGACAAAAAAGAUGGAGAAAUCGAUCCAAGGUUUUGGGAUGUGUUGAUGAGUGCCGACAAGAAAGACUAUGAGAAAAUCUGUGCUGAGUUUGGAGUCACUAACUUCCGCUGGAUGCUGAAGACACUGAACGCGAAGAAGGUUGAGAGGGAGGAGGAUCAAGCAAAGUAUGUUGAAAACCUCAGCAAUCUGAAACACAUUGAAGUAAAACCUGGUGGAGGUGCAGAGUUUGAAUUUGAGAUGUCGCUUAAAGACCCCAACGUCAAGAUCUUCCUAUUCAAGGAUGGAGUAAUGGUUCCGUUCAGUGUUGAAACAGAAGAUAAGCAUUUUCUGAAGAAAACAGGAAGAAAAUUUACAUUUGGCAUUAAGGAUCUUGCUGGAGAUGAUGAAGGAUUGUACCAAGUGAUGGUGGAGGGGGUACUUAUCUUCUCAACUGACUUCAAAGUUCCCAUGGUGGAUUUCCUGGUCAAAAUUCAGGAAGUGAAGGCCACGGAGAGAGAGGAUGGCGUGUUUGAAUGUGUCCUGUCAUCCCCCAUGUCAAAGAUUCAAUGGACGGGGAAGAAUCAACCGUGUGAACAAGGGGAGAAGUUUGACAUUGAAGUGUCAGAGGACAUGCUCAUUCAUAGAUUGGUUGUGAAGGACUGUGCGAAACUGGAUGGUGGUAUCUAUUCAGUAUGUGCAGGGAUCAAGUCUUGCAAUGCCUUUCUUGUUGUGGAGGCUGAUAACGAUCCAGCCACCAAGGGGAAAAAGAAAGUCCGCAAAACAACUCGAGCUGGUGGGGGAGAGGUAGACUUGGCUAAAAUAGCUGCAGAGCAGAAAGCUAAGCUGGACAAAGAGAGAGAUGAGAGAAUGGAGUUGGCGAAACAGAUAAAGGCAGACAUGGAUGCUAAGGCAGCAGCAGCGCCCGAACUAGAGCUGGAGAACAAGAACGAGAAGAAAGAGCCUGAGCCUGUGGAAGAGAAGAAGGAAGAGCUUAGAGACAAAGGGAUGCCAGUUGAAAAGAAGAAGAAAGAGCCUGGAGACGAAGAGAUACCAGUUGAGGAGAAGAACAAAGAGCCUGGAGACGAAGAGAUACCAGUUGAAGAGAAGAACAAAGAGCCUGGAGACGAAGAGAUACCAGUUGAAGAGAAGAAGAAAAGAGUGAGAACAGGUCCACUGAUCCCAGACACCAUCAUAGACCCAGGAGUGCACUUUACCAGUGGAUUGUCAGACAUCAGUGUUAAUAUGGGCAACAGAGGUGAACUGGAGUGUAAACUGAGCAGGGAAAACUGUGAAGGAAUCUGGUACAAAGAUGGAGAAGAGAUAGAAGCAUCAGAUGAUAUUGCGAUGACACAUGAUGGGGCCUUUCACAGGCUUAUACUGAAGAACUGCAAGGAGGAAGAUUCUGGCAAAUACCGAUUUGAAGCUGAUGGACGUAAAACAGAGUCCAUACUCGUUGUAGAGGAUCCACCCAGAGUAAACCCAGAUGACCUGGCGGAUUUCUCAAAGCCCGUCAUAAUAAAGGUUGGCCAGAGCGCUACCUUCAAACUGUCUUUUAUGGGUCGUGACCCAAUGAAGAUCUAUUGGUACAAUGAAGAUGAGGAGUUGGUGGAGGACAAACACAUCAACAUUGAGAAGUCGCUCACACACAGUCGCCUCCUCCUCAGCAAGUGCCAGCGGAAAGCCACAGGAGAAAUCAAGAUCAAGAUCAAAAAUGAAUGUGGAACCAUUGAGGGCAGAUCCAGGUUGAUUGUGCUGGACAGACCAAGCCCUGCCUUAGGACCUGUGGAGAUCAUUGAAGCUUCUUCGGCUGUACUUGACUUUAAAUGGAGGCCUCCAAAAGACAAUGGUGGCUCUCCUGUGAUCAACUACAUCCUGGAACGACAGCAGCUGGGCCGUAACUCCUGGAUGAAGCUGGGUCAGAUCCCCGGAGAGCCCAAAUACAGGGACACCAAUGUAGACCAUGGAAGGAAGUAUUGCUACCAUAUCAGGGCUGUGACUGAGCAGGGCAUAAGUGAAAUGAUGGAGACAGAUGACAUCCAGGCCGGUACAAGAGCAUAUCCCGGACAACCUUCCUCACCCAAAGUGAUCAGUGCCUUUGCAAACUGCAUCAAUCUGGAAUGGGUUCCCCCUUCCAACACUGGAGGAACUAAUAUUCUAGGUUAUCACCUGGAGAAACGCAAGAAGGGCAGCAAUCUAUGGGGUUCAAUCAACAAUUUGAAAGAGCCAAUCAAAGGUCAAGGGAUUGCAGUCAAAGACGUUAUUGAGGGAAUAGAGUAUGAGUUCCGUGUUGCAGCUAUCAACAUAUCUGGUGCUGGAGAGCCAAGCACCCCCUCUGAAUUUGUUAUUGCAAGAGACCCAAAGAAGCCCCCCGGUCAAAUCAUUGACCUGAAGGUGACAGACUCCACCUACACCACCUUGUCCCUGGGUUGGACUAAACCCAUAGAGGAGGAAGGAGUCCAAGAUGAAGCCAAGGGAUACUUUGUGGAGAUCAGACCAGCAGCAAACCCGGAGUGGGACCGCUGUAAUAAUAACCCCAUCAUCAUGACCUCCAAUAACAUUUUGGGUCUUAAGGCAAUGGCCAUGUACUGGGUGAGAGUGAUUGCCACCAAUGACGGGGGAGAAGGGGAGCCCAGAGGCUUGGACAACUACAUCCUGGCUAUGCCCCCCCCAGUGAGACCACAUUUCACUGAUCGCAAAAUGAAGAGCUUCAUGGUUGUGAGAGCCGGGAAUUCUGCUCGAAUCAACAUCAACUUUGUGGCUUCUCCUAUGCCAAACAUAACGUGGCUAAAGGAUGGGAUGCCAGUAUCAAAACUUGUAACCAUUAGCAACUCCGAUAAUACGUCCCAGCUCCUAAUCCCCACAUCUGAGCGUCCUGACACAGGAAUCUACACCAUCAUCGUCAAGAACAUGGUUGGUCAGGAGACCUUCAGUAUCGAGAUCAGAGUCACAGAUGAUCCCAAGCCUCCCGGCCCAGCGGAGUUGGAACAGAAUGUUCCUGGAACAGUGACUGUGACCUGGACUCCCUCCCCAGAUGAGAAAAGGGACGACAGGCUGCACUACAUAGUGUCCAGACGCGACUCCGUCAAGCGAAUGUGGCAAACUGUAGCCGACCACCUCUUCAACAACAAGUUCACAGCCCUCAACAUCAUGGCUGGACGAGAGUACUACUUCCGUGUCUACGCCAAAAAUGACAUGGGUCUCUCUGAGCCUUCUGAGUCGCCAACCUGGGGAGUGACCAAGAAAAAAGAUAAGUUCUCAAUGGCUUUCAGCUCAUUCAAGAGCCUCAACUUUGAGUCAGCGCCAUCGUUCUUAGUUCCACUGAAAACGCACAGCACCCCUGAGAGCUACGAGUGCUACAUGAGCUGUGCUGUCAGAGGGGACCCAACACCUCAUGUCACAUGGUACCGCAACAAUAUCAGCCUCAACACCAACACCAACUAUCUUAUCACCAACACCUGUGGAGUCUGCUCCAUGCUCAUACUGAGGGUUGGACCCAAGGACACUGGAGAGUACAAAGUCAUUGCAGACAAUGCCUUGGGCAGGGCAGAGUGCUCCACCAAACUCACAGUCAACGAGUGA
Molecule: messenger RNA, 4050 nt
Organism: Salvelinus fontinalis (brook trout)
Lineage: Eukaryota; Metazoa; Chordata; Actinopteri; Salmoniformes; Salmonidae
Gene: igfn1.3
Product: immunoglobulin like and fibronectin type III domain containing 1, tandem duplicate 3
Exons: 22
Coding region: 1-4050 (1349 amino acids)
Molecular function (GO): protein binding
Source: RefSeq, a predicted model, not a curated record